Monodelphis domestica (gray short-tailed opossum) is the source of this 5286-nucleotide messenger RNA. RefSeq names its product multiple EGF like domains 6 (gene MEGF6). The record is from RefSeq and is a predicted model, not a curated record. NCBI's taxonomy places the organism in Eukaryota, Metazoa, Chordata, Mammalia, Didelphimorphia, Didelphidae. Gene Ontology annotation, molecular function: calcium ion binding.
AUGGGGCCAGGCUACAGCUGGUAUCGGGUUGUUGUUUGCUGCGUUGGGGUCCUGGGGGCGCUGAGGGGUGUAGCCAGCACCCACUACCGCUACCUCUGGAGAAACUGCUAUCCCUGGUUACCUGGGUCAGACGGGCUACGCUGUGAACCCCGUGGAGCGGAGGGCAGUUGGGUAACACAUCCAACCCCAGGCUCCAAUCCUUUGUCUCUUCCAGCCAUUCGCUCCUGCACCAUUAACAAUGGUGGAUGCCAGCAUGAUUGUGUGCAGCUUACGGCCACGCAGCAUCGGUGCCAGUGCCAGCCCCAAUACCAGCUUCAGGAGGAUGGCAAAAAAUGUGUCUUACGGAAUCCAUGUGCAGACAGGAAUGGAGGCUGCAUGCACAAAUGCCAAGCCCGCCGAGGGCUGGCCCACUGUGAGUGCCAUGCUGGAUAUCAACUGGCGCCCGACCAUAAGACGUGUGCAGAUGUGAACGAAUGUGCCCUGGGACUGGCCAAGUGCUCACACAGCUGCCUGAACACACGCGGCUCCUUCAAAUGUGUCUGCAACCCGGGCUAUGAACUGGGAUCCGACAGCAAGCAGUGCUACCGGAUUGAGAUGGAGAUCGUGAACAGCUGUGAGGCCAACAAUGGCGGCUGCUCCCAUGGCUGCAGUCACACCAGCACUGGCCCCCUCUGCACAUGCCACCAGGGCUAUGAGCUGGACCUGGACCAGAAAACCUGCAUAGAUAUUGAUGACUGUGCAGGCAGCCCCUGUUGUGCCCAGGCCUGCACCAACAACCCAGGAGGCUAUGAGUGUGGUUGCUAUGCUGGGUACCGACUUAGCACUGAUGGCUGUGGGUGUGAUGAUGUGGAUGAAUGUACUUCAAGUAAUGGCGGGUGUGAACACAUUUGUGAGAACCUUGUGGGCUCCUUCCAGUGUACCUGUGAGAUUGGCUACAAGCUAGAGGAGGACCGGCGGAGCUGUACCCCCCUGGAUGACUCCAUAGAUGCCUUGGAUGGGCGGCAACCCUUUGUACGUCCCAUUCCCCACAUUGCUGUACUGCGUGAUGAGCUGACCCAGCUCUUUGAAGAAGAAUAUGAGGCAGGGGAUGAAGAAGAGAUGGAGGCCAGAGGAGAGCACACGUUGUCGGAGAAGUUUGUCUGUUUGGAUGACACCUUUGGCCAUGACUGCAGCCUGACAUGUGAUGACUGUAGGAAUGGAGGCACCUGCCGCCUUGAGCUGGAUGGCUGUGACUGCCCUGAGGGCUGGACCGGUAUCAUCUGCAAUCAAACUUGUCCCCAAGGGACCUUUGGAAAGAAUUGCAGCUCCACUUGCAGCUGUCAAAAUGGCGGGACCUGUGAUGCUGUGACAGGGACCUGCCGCUGUCCACCGGGGGUCAGCGGAGCUCACUGUGAGGAUGGUUGCCCCAAAGGCUUCUAUGGCAAACACUGCAGGAAGAAGUGCCAAUGUGCCAACCGAGGACGUUGUCAUCGCAUCUAUGGGGCCUGUCUAUGUGACUCUGGGCUCUAUGGACGUUACUGCCACUUGGCAUGUCCCAAGUGGGCCUACGGGCCAGGCUGCUCUGAAGAAUGUCAGUGUGUCCAGCAGAACACCCGGGAAUGUGAUAAGAAAGAUGGCAGCUGCUCCUGCAAGGCAGGGUACCGGGGCGACAGAUGUCAGCAGGAAUGUGACCUGGGCACCUUUGGUCCUGGAUGUCUACAGAUGUGUGCCUGUCCCCCGGGAGUGACCUGCAGCCCCCUGAGUGGAGAGUGCCAGCAGCAGUGCCCAGAGGGCUACCAGGGGAAGAACUGUGACCAAGAAUGUCCCCCAGGAAAAUUUGGCAGUAACUGCUUUGGAUCCUGUUCUUGUGGAGGGGCCCCCUGUGACCGGUUCACAGGACAGUGUUUGUGUCCUGCAGGGAGAACUGGGAAUGAAUGCAGCAAAGACUGUCCUGAUGGACGCUGGGGCCCUGGAUGCCAAGAGAUCUGCCCGGCCUGUGACAAUAGUGCUGGCUGUGACCCCGUGACUGGAGCCUGCCUCUGCCUCCCCGGAUAUAUUGGCAGCCACUGCCAAGACUUUUGCCCGGCAGGCUGGUUUGGGCAGGGCUGUCAGCUCAGAUGCUCCUGUGGGAAUGAUGGGCACUGCCACCCUGUGACUGGGCGCUGUAGCUGUGCCCCUGGUUGGACUGGCAUCAGCUGUAGAAGAGCCUGUGACGUGGGUCGCUGGGGCCCGGACUGCAGCCACUCCUGCAACUGUAGCUAUAGCCAUGGGAGCUGUGACCCCGUGAGCGGGCAGUGCAUCUGCGAAGCUGGCUACACGGGCCUGCGCUGUGACCAGAAGUGUCCCCAGGGCUGGUUUGGGCUGAGCUGCAGCCGACGGUGCCAGUGUGACAACGGAGCCGCCUGUGACCACGUCAGCGGAGCCUGUACCUGCGCAGCCGGCUGGAGGGGAACCUUUUGUGAGCGUGAGUGUCCUGCUGGGUUUUUUGGCCUGGAGUGCCGGGGCGCCUGCCAGUGUGCCAACGGGGCCCCUUGUGAUCACAUGAGUGGCAGCUGCCUCUGCCCUGCUGGCUGGAUCGGACCAAGCUGCAACCAGACCUGCCCAGCUCACACCUACGGGGAGAACUGUAGCCUCUCCUGCAGCUGCUUCCAUGGAGCCUCCUGCAACCCAGUCAACGGGCAAUGCCUGUGUGCCCCCGGCUGGAUGGGGCCCACCUGCCAACAGGCUUGUCCAACAGGCCUAUAUGGAUCGAAUUGUCACCAGCCUUGCCUGUGUCAGAAUGGUGGGACCUGUGAUCCCGUCUCAGGCCACUGCCUGUGUCCAGAAGGCUGGAAUGGUCUGGCCUGUGAGCAGGAAUGCCUCCCUGGGAAGUUUGGAGCUGACUGUCAGCAGAGCUGUGACUGCUUGAAUGGGGGCCACUGUGACCGGCGCACAGGGGAGUGCACCUGCCCAGCUGGUUGGACCGGAGACAAGUGUCAGAGCCCCUGUCCAGAGGGCACGUUCGGGCUGCGCUGCGCUGAACGGUGUGACUGCCGGCCGGGGGUACCAGCCUGCCACGCUGUCACGGGCACCUGCCUCUGCCCACCCGGCUGGCGGGGCCAGAGAUGUGAGAAAGCCUGCCUGCCAGGCUGGUUUGGGGAGGCCUGUGCCCAGCGCUGUUCCUGUCCUCCUGGCAUCUCCUGUAACCACAUCACUGGAGAGUGCGGCUGCCCCCUCGGCUUCACUGGCCUCGGCUGUGAGCAAUCCUGUCGGCCUGGGACCUUUGGGGUGAACUGUGGCCAGGUGUGCAAGUGCCCCGGCGAGAACCAGGACUGCCAUCCGGUGACAGGGGAGUGUGUGUGUGCCCCCGGCUUCCACGGCAGCGGCUGCCGACUCCGGUGCCCCUCUGGGCGCUAUGGCCCUAACUGCGAACGCCCGUGCGGAUGUCAGAACGGGGGCUCCUGCGAUGCCAGGACAGGCACCUGCCGCUGCCCUCCUGGAUACAUCGGUGCUGACUGUGCCCUAGGGUGUCCAGAUGGGAGAUAUGGCAAAGACUGUGCCCACGUGUGCAACUGCGGGGAGGGAGCUACCUGCGACCCUGUCCAAGGCACCUGUAUUUGCCCAGCUGGGAGAACUGGCCCCCACUGUGAACAAGGCUGCCCCAAGGAUCGAUUUGGCGUUGGCUGUGAGCUGGGGUGUUCCUGUAGGAAUGGAGGCCUCUGUCAUCCCACCAAUGGAUCUUGCUCCUGUGGCCUGGGAUGGAUGGGAAAACAUUGUGAGCUUGCCUGCCCACCUGGGAAGUAUGGUGCUAACUGCCGCCUGGAAUGUACCUGUCUGAACAAUGGGACAUGUGAUCGAGUGACUGGGGCCUGUGAAUGUCCCCCUGGUCAUUUUGGCCAGGCCUGUGAACACACAUGUCCCCCUGGUUUCCAUGGAGCUGGCUGCCAGGAGGUUUGUGACUGUCACCAAGGAGCCCUGUGCCACCCGCUCACUGGCCAAUGUCUAUGUCCUGCUGGCUUCCAUGGCCAGUUCUGUGAGAAAGGAUGUGAGCCAGGCAUGUUUGGAGCUGGCUGCCUCCAGGCCUGUGAUUGCGAGGGAGACAUACCAUGUGACCCAGCCACUGGCCAGUGCCUGUGUCCGCCAGGGAGGAUGGGAGCCAAGUGUGACCUGGAAUGCAGGGGGAAUCGCUUCGGCCCUGGCUGCACCUUGAGCUGUGGCUGUGAGGGGAGUUCUCACUGUAAUUCCCUCAAUGGUCAGUGUGUCUGCAUGGAAGGCUACAUUGGGCCCACGUGUCGAGAAGGUGGCCCUCUGAAGCUCCCAGCCAGCAAGUCCCGCGUCUUCGACCCAGUGGCUUCCCGUCCUUCAUCCCACAGAUCAUCUCCCAGGUUCAGCUCACAAGCAGCAAAACAUUAGCCCCUGACCUCUCUGUCUUCUCUUCCUACCCAUCCUUCCUUCCCCUGCCCUGCCCAUCCUUCCAGUGUUACUGUAUACAAAUGACUGAGAAUCCUCAGAAUACCACCAGUUGACUGGUUCCAUCUUAGCGAUCGUUCUUUUUUGAAGCAAUGUUCUUUCCGAUGCUGCUGGUGUGGCCGUGGUGACCAAAUGCAGUGUAAUUCGCCUCUCCUGGGUUCUCAACUCCACCCCAAAAGGUCUUAGGAUGGACUGACAGCCUCUGAGACUCGGGCCAAGGAGAGACGACCACAGAAAAGUCCAUUUUAAGCAAACUGUGUCCGGCUGGCGGACAGGGACAUCCUGUAGCCACUGACUCAACCAGGGACAAUUGUGUUCUAAGGGACAGCCAUCAGCUCCCACCAACCACAGCCUGGUACUCCAUUAAGGAUACUCCAGGAUGCUCAGCGACCAAGGAGAUGACCUCUGCCCUUGGUGUGUUUGUUUCUAGCUAUUUCCUGCAAUUCACCAGCAGGCUUCAUCUGGUGCUAACCAAUGGGACUGAUGGCUACCGGACUGCUCCAGCCCCACCCUGUCCUGUUCUGGGGCGGUUCCUUGUUUACCUGGAAAUAUAGUCCAAUAUGUAUUUAUGUAAAGAUAUUUAUGGGCAGCUGUACCAAGUCAGGUUCUGGGGGGACAGCCCUGGUGCUCCUGAAAGGCACCAGAGGGGCUGUACAGAGCCCCGGACGGCGUCCCCCCACUCCAUCCUAGGAAGGGGGACGGAGUGUUGUUUUCAGCUGAGCGGGCAUCACAGAAGUGUCCUCCCUUUAUAUAUCAACCAGCCAACCAAUGUGUACUGUAAGGGUUCCAUAGCCCCUGUUCCAUGGCAGAGGGGACCCAGCACUGUGUAAAACUCUUAAGUUAAAGGAUUGAAAAUUU